Messenger RNA from Alternaria burnsii, 915 nucleotides. RefSeq lists its product as uncharacterized. The record is from RefSeq and is a predicted model, not a curated record. The transcript is spliced from 3 exons. The coding region runs from base 1 to 915 and encodes 304 amino acids. Lineage: Eukaryota; Fungi; Ascomycota; Dothideomycetes; Pleosporales; Pleosporaceae.
AUGGAACCUGAUCAGUGGAACUACGUCCGGAAGGAAGCCGCCGAGGAGCUUUUUGCUGGGCGUCGUCAACGUCUUCUCAUGGAUCUCGUACUCAAAAGUAAGGACCCUGCCUUUAUAACCGAACUAGCCAACGCAUGGAAUUAUGCCGAAUAUAGAUAUUGGUAUUCAAUACUUCCACUGGUACCACCAAUGACGUUCAUGCUUGUCUUUGGUCUUGCCCAGAUGAUACUCUUCUGUUGGGAGUUGGGUGACUACAAAGCCAUUGAAGUCGACACAUCCAUUGUUUUUGGACGGAUUAUCCCACUAAUACUACUUGCACUGCCUUUUCUUGCUGCAGCCGAGAUAUAUCAAGAAUCCAGAUCGGCCUCCCCACCGAGCACGAAGUCGUUCACGUCUAAUACCGUAAUGAUCAGCGAACCAAGUUCAGCCGUAUCACCAAUGCGAGUCGAUCGAAUGCCGACCCUCCGAGUGACCUCAUCCGCUGAUGUUAACGAUCCUCGCAACGUCAAAAGAUACUUUUAUCGGGAAGUGGAAGAAGUGAAAAUGCAGCACACAAACACCAAGACGGAUCAAGAAAUGAGAGUCAUCCUCAUUCGCAAAGAGCAGCUACUAAAAGACAUCAAAACCUGUCUUGAGGCUGAAAACAAAAUGAAGGGCAAAGGAGUUCCUCUAAAAAUCGCCUCGCUUCUCUACAAGCGGGUGACUUUUCUUGCCGCGGCAGCUAUUCUUCUUAAUCUGCCACAUAGGCUUUUCAUUGAUGGUAUCAUUGGAGGAGCGCUGCUACUCAUGCAGCUCGGCUCGCAAUUAUACGUUUGGAUCUCUACAUUGUGGGGGACGGAAGUCAAGGGUUAUGUUCGGUUGUUGGCAAAGUUCGACGAGAACAAGCAGGGAAGGCUGCGUGCUCAGUUGCAUUAG